AUUUAUGUAAAUCAUGAAAAAUCUUUGUUUUGGAGAAUCAAAUUUCAAAAUGUGCUAGACGUAUUUAUAAUAUUUUGACUUUAAUUGUGUAAAAUUAGCAAAGCAUAUCUUGACCAGUUAAUGUAGGAGUUGUGACAAAAUGGUGUUUACAGUUUAAAAACUAAUGUUAAAAUGGCUUCCAGAGAAAACCUACCAAAGAUUGUACGAGAUGUGCAAGACAUUGUAACCGAUUUAUGCAAAGAGUUCGAAUCAACGAAAGAACCGAUAACAGAUGACAAUCACAACCUGCAUAAAUUAUGUGCAAAACUUGAAUUUCUGCUCACGUCAAGUUCGAAAGAAAAGAAAGUUUUAGGCGGUAGAAGAAGUUAUUGGCAUUGGAUGUUUGGUUGUUUACGUCACACACGAGGUUUAAAUGAUGGAUUGAGAUAUGUACAAGCUAAUAAAGAGGUACGUACAUCAAAAGGCAAAGGCCGUGCAUUGAUCCGAUACUGUCUUGUCCACCAAACACUUGCCGAUAGUUUCCAAAAUUGUAUUAUGAACUCUUCGCUUACGAGUCAGCACUUUUCUGAUGACUCAGUUUUGCUGAAUGGAAUUUAUUCAUCAGCAUUUGUGACAUCACUAUACGAUUUAAAUGCAGUCAACUUUGACCUCAUUUCCAAAGGUUAUGACCUUGAUGCAGGAUGGCCUACUUUUGCAAGCAAACGCAGUUCAAAUGGUGGCGAACAGUGGGCAUUACAAAGCCAUGUUGGUAGUCUUGGUAGUUUAACAAGUGCAUCGGUGGUGAUGGACCAUCCACAAAUUGGGAGAUUACAUAAUGGAAGUGGAAGCAGUGGACCAUCCAGUGUUGAUCAACGCAUUGAAGAUUUGGUUCUUGAACUUGAUCAAUCUGACCAUAAGAUAAGAGAACAACAGGACCUCAUCCACCAGCUUGAGAUGAAAGCUGAAACGUUGGAGAAUUCCACGGGUGAAAAGGAAGAGAUACUUGCUCGAGUUAUAACGGAUGUUGAGAAUAAGAAUCGUCAUCUACAUCAUGCAAUGAGCAACAUGUCAUCGGAGUUUGAGGCAAGAGAGCUUCAGUGGAAAGAAAAAUAUGAAGAAAUUUCAAAAUUAAACUCCAGUCUUGAAGAUUCCAACACACAACUCAUGCAGAAGAUGCAGCAACUAGAAAACGACAAACACAAUUUAGAAGAGAUGGUUUCACAACAAAUGUCGCAACUUACCCGCAGUUUUUCGUCCAAUUCAUCGCCCCCUAGUACCAUGCUAACCCCUGUAACCUCUACCCCAAAUUUUGAACAAGUAGACAAUGGAAACCGGCAGAAUGCGGAUGAUUUGGCGAAAAACGAGGAACUUAUUGCUAUCAGAGCGGAAUUAAAAUCUGUGACCCAAAACUGCGCAGAGUAUGAACGCCGACUCGCAAAUGACGCGGCAAAUUUAUCGAAAAUUGCGGAACUUCAAGCACAACUCAGCGAAAAUGAGGAAAUGUCGUCUUUGUUUGUUGAAAAUGAGAAGAGAAGAGCAGCCGAAGAUGCGGUGACUUCCAUUUUGAAGAGGAUUGUUCCUCAUCUUCCACAAGAUGAUUCUUCAACAAAUGAUCCAACAGAUCAGGUUGACCGAAUUGUAAACAGGAUUAUAUCAUUAACUCAAACAAACAAAACACAAGAACAAUUUCAAACUUCUGCUCAAGGCAACGGUUCAAAACAACAGGUGGAAAUUGACAGUUUAAAAGCUGAAAAUGAACUUCUUGCUAUUGAUCGAGACACUGCUAAUGUUGAAGUGACGCAAACCAAGCUUAAGUUUGGAGAUCUUCUUACCCAGGUGGAAAAUCUUAAGCUUCAAUUAGAGGCUGAGCUCACCACCAGCUCAUUGCGCAUCACUGAACUUGAGGAACAACUUCUCUUCUCGGAGGAAAAGUCCUCCAAUCUCCAGCGACAUCAUGUCGAGAUGUUAGCCGACCUUAAGAUGGCGCAAGAGAGCUUGAAGCAAUUUGAAACCGAAGCUGAAGUUGCGAAAAAUAAAGUUGUGCAGCUUGAAACAGAACUUAAACGCAAAGAAAGUGAAUGGGGAAAAGAAAAAGAAGAGCUUGAGGUUCAAAUGGAAGAAGAGAAGUCUGAAAAUGAGUUUUAUCUUGAAGAAAUCCACUCAGAAAUGAGUCGUCACGCGACAUUAAACGAAUCGAUUGAUCGUGAACUUGAGGUUGAAAAAGCAAAAAAUAUUUCAAUCCAAGGAGAGUUGAAUGUGGCACAAGUAACUAUUGCUUCAUUCACUGAGAAAAUGGAGAAGACUUGCAUGAAACUUCAACUUACUUCUGAAGCUAUGCUGGAAAUGAAGGGAGAAAUGGAGAAGCUUGAACUGAAGUACCAGAAAUCGUUGAACGAUGUCUCGUCUGCACUUAAUGAAGAGAAAAGUGGGAGAAAAGAAGAAAAAGAAAAUAGGUUGCAACUUGAAGGAAAAAUAAAUCAGAUUUUGGGAGCAGUGCACCUGUUCAUGCAAGAAACACAAUCUAAAGACAGUACUGAAAACCCACACUUUAAAACUCAGGAAUCCUUCCUAAAACAUUAUACAGAUGAUGUUUCACAGCUAACUGUGGAACUUCAACAUUCUGCAUUGAAGUAUCAAGUUAUGGCAGAUGACUUAAAAGAGAAAGAAGAAGAGUUAAAGAUGAUUCAAGAGCAGAUUGGAUGUGACAAGGAAACUUAUGGUUUGGAAAUCCAUUCAAUGGAAGAAGCUAUGAAGGAAUUACAAGCUACUGUGGAAAUUCAACAAAUCACAAUCAAAGAUAUUGGGGAUAAAUUUACUUCUCUUCAGGAGGAAAGAGCAAAUCACGUGGAUGAAAUUGAAAUUCUUGUCGCAAAAAAUGCAAAACUAUCUCAGGACCUGGACGCGGUAACAACAACAAGAGAUUCGUUAAAAGAAGAGUUGUCGGAAUCAAGUUUAAAAGUUACGGAGCUUGAAACAAAUACUCAAAGUCAGUUGAAUGACAUCAUCAGUUUGAAGGAGAAAAUAACAGAACUUCUAUUUGACAAAGAUCAUUUAUGGAAAGAUUCGCAGAACCUUCGCUUGCAAAUUGACGAGCUGGAGAAAUCAGUGGACCAUGACGAUGGCGAAACAUUGGACACGGUUGAUUGGAUAUCAGAUGAUGAUGUCACCAACUGUGGGUCAUGUGACCAGAAGUUUUCACUCACCCUCCGCAAACAUCAUUGCAGGGUUUGUGGAAAGAUUUUCUGCAAAAAUUGUUCCGACAAUUGGUUGAGUAAAGGGGACAAGAAACUGAGAUGUUGUGCCUCAUGUCAUGCAGGGGAAAGUUCUGGGCGAGGUAUAUUAAACAAAUCCAUUCAAGGUGGAAAACCUGAGGUUAAAACUGAUGCUGUAAUUGAUAUUCCUCACACUGAAGAUGAUGUAGAAGAGACAAGAAACAGUUACGAAGAGAUAAAAGAUGACGAGGUAAAUAUAGAAGAGGAAGAAGUCCCUGUCUCUCCUGUUCAGAGUCCUGACAAGUCGUCCAUGUAUCAGAGUUUAAGUGGUUUGUUCACUAGAUCUAGUAGUUCUUCUCCCAUUGUUCUGGAUGUAAAGAAUGAAGACACGGUAACCAUAGCAGCCAGAACUGAGGUACACCUUCCAAUUUUAAUCGAAAACGAAGGGUUAAAGUUGAAAUGGUCAAUCUCAUCAAACAGGGACAUUUCAUUUAAACUGUUUUUCACUUUACCAGAGACCACAGAUGUGCACGAGUUGAUUCCAUCUCGUCGUAUUAACUCACAUGUUGAAGCUUUUGAAGGCAACCUGGUAGCUCGGAAGUGUGGCAUAUAUACCAUAGUGUUGGAUAACACCUUCUCAAAACUCACAGCAAAAGAAGUGACAUAUAAGAUUGGCGUGACCAGAAACUUACCUACUGAAGCUUGAGAGGAAACAUUCAUAUAAACGACUUAACUUGUUUUUGCUUGGUGAUUUGAGCAGAACUGUGGGAGUUUUUAAGACUAGUGUCUAUUUAUUGCGUUUUGUCUCGCUUGUGCAAUGUUUUGUGUUUUUGUUGCCAGUUUUAAUCUGCUUCUUGUGCUUGUGCCUUACUGUGUGUGGUAAUAUGCCUUAAUUUGCCUACAACUAUCAUUUUUUUCUCAAUUUGACAAACUUUUUCAUUGCUGUUUCUUUUUCAAAAGUACUCAUGUAAACAAUCAAAGUAGCAGUUGUUUUUGUUAUGAAAUAUUAAUAUUACAAUAUGUAUUUAACAAGUUGUUUAAAUUUUCCAUG
Ciona intestinalis (vase tunicate) is the source of this 4242-nucleotide messenger RNA. NCBI's taxonomy places the organism in Eukaryota, Metazoa, Chordata, Ascidiacea, Phlebobranchia, Cionidae. The record is from RefSeq and is a predicted model, not a curated record.